Molecule: messenger RNA, 690 nt
Organism: Fusarium graminearum PH-1
Lineage: Eukaryota; Fungi; Ascomycota; Sordariomycetes; Hypocreales; Nectriaceae
Exons: 4
Coding region: 1-690 (229 amino acids)
Source: RefSeq, a predicted model, not a curated record
AUGUCCCUACUCAAGGUCACGAUACUAGUGUACCAUUAUGCCUUACUCUUGAUAUUCCCAAGUAGGGGAUGCCAGGCGGUGCAGUGGCUAUGUUUCACGAUGAGUCACAACAAAAGCACGCUACAUAUUAUUUCUCAUGGCCAUUUCUACACUUCAAAAUACUAUCCACAGAAUAUUAUUGUCGCCAUGGAUGUCAUCAUUCUACACAAUCGCAUCAGGGAUGUAACAACCGCCCUCAAAGUUGCUAUUGAAAUCUGCAACUCUGCCACAGACACCCAAUCUGUACCAGUACCUCUCCAGACACUUUCUUCACAGCUACCAUGGGCCUUGGCUGCAUUCGAUAAAGUAAGAGAAGGUAUCCCGACAAUUCAUCCAACAUCGCCAGACGCUCUCGCCUUGGAGAGUAUCAUCAAAGGCUGCGUCAAAAAGUCACGCUCGCUCAAGGCUUAUUUGCGUGGGGUAAUUCCUCAAGCCGAGUUGUCAAGACUUGACCGAUGCAUACGUUUUUCAGGUCUGGGAGCGACAGUGGACAUGGUAGUGGAGUUGAAGGAUGGCCUGUUUUCUGACCUCAAAACCUUGGCAGAUAAUCGUGCCAUUGAAGUAGAAGCCGGGGAGAAUAUCAAGGCACUAGUAGGCUUUGCGACUGGAGAGCCGGGAUUUGAUCUGUGGGGUGUUUCAGAUAGCGAUUAG